CCCGCUGGCCACCACCCUCCUGCUUUCCCCUCCACAGAUGCAGUAAGCUGGGCCCGAGGACUCCCCAGUCACCCUGACACACCAUCCAACAUCUACGAGGGAGGGCUGGGGGCCCAGCAGCAGCAGUGCCCCAGUGCCCAGGGAAGCAAGCCCAAGAACUUCCGGCUGCGCCACCUCAGGGGCCUGCCGCUCUACCUGCCAAGCCACGUGCAGCCUGCUGGCCAGUGUGAGAGUCACUGGCUGGGCCGGCUCCUGGCAGAGGGCUGCCUCCUAUGGCCUGAGGGCAUGGCCUGGCCCCUAGACCUGCCACAUGGGACUCUGAACCCAGAUAACAGCCACCACUCAGCCAUUCUGGAAGCUCAACUGCCCAGGGACAGCCUGGGAAAUACAGCUUCCAGUUCCAGCAUGGAUCUAGCCAAGGAUGCCCUCUCCCAGCCUGGUACCUCUGAAGGCUUGGCGUUCAGGCCCAAGAGGUCCUGGGAAGCGUCAGAGGAAUCCAAAUGUCCACUGUGCAAGAGAACCCGCUCUGGGCCUAUGGAGAGGCCACAGGGAUCCCAGGGCCAGGGCUGGUUCUCAUAGCUCAGGACAGGAGGUGAAAAAUGACCCAGGAAGUGGUGGAGGAGGCAGGUCUAGAGAGGGAGGGCUCCCCCCCAUCAGUAGCCCCUCCAGACUGAGACACCUGCAGCUGCCCAGCACCAGAGCCUGGGCCAGCCUCAGGAAAACUCAAGGGGAGGGAGGGGGAGGCCCUGAAGGAGGGACAGAAAAACCAGAAGCCUGGGCAUGCCCUUGCAGCCUGCUCCAACUUGAGUCAACCACUUUACCUGGGAGGCCAGGCUGAGCAGAGUGGAACUCCCAAGAGGUAGGGGAGCCCACAGGUCUAAUCUCAAUAAAAACCAAAGCCUGCA
Phyllostomus discolor (pale spear-nosed bat) is the source of this 905-nucleotide messenger RNA. RefSeq names its product chromosome 3 C16orf90 homolog (gene C3H16orf90). NCBI's taxonomy places the organism in Eukaryota, Metazoa, Chordata, Mammalia, Chiroptera, Phyllostomidae. The transcript has 2 exons. The annotation marks the transcript as partial. The record is from RefSeq and is a predicted model, not a curated record.